Molecule: messenger RNA, 2114 nt
Organism: Bombina bombina (fire-bellied toad)
Lineage: Eukaryota; Metazoa; Chordata; Amphibia; Anura; Bombinatoridae
Gene: DNAJC3
Product: DnaJ heat shock protein family (Hsp40) member C3
Exons: 12
Coding region: 166-1680 (504 amino acids)
Biological process (GO): protein folding in endoplasmic reticulum
Cellular component (GO): endoplasmic reticulum
Molecular function (GO): misfolded protein binding; protein-folding chaperone binding
Source: RefSeq, a predicted model, not a curated record
AACUAGUUGAACUGGAACUGGGCAAGCAUUUGCAGCACAGUGGAGGAAGUGUAGAUAGAGAACGCUGAUGUGUUUAUUGUUAAAGUUUAUACAUACUGGUGUGAUACGCUAGUCAGGUGCCCCAAGAAGCCCUUGUGUGUAGCGCUGUCCUCUCUGCACACCAGUAUGGUGUCUCCCUCCAUCUGUGCCCAGAAGCUCUUGUCCUUCUUUCCAUUCCUGCUUGUUCUGUUUGAUCUGCAGUAUGAAGGUGUGCAAUGUGGAUUAAAUGCAGAUGUUGACAGACAUCUGGAAAUGGGAAAAAAAUUAUUAGCUGCAGGGCAGCUGGCAGAUGCAUUAUCUCAUUUUCAUUCUGCUAUAGAUGGAGAACCAGAUAACUACCUGGCAUACUAUCGAAGAGCCACCGCAUUCCUGGCUAUGGGCAAAUCAAAAGCUGCAAUUCCUGACUUAAGUAGAGUAAUUGAACUGAAGCCAGAUUUUACAUCAGCAAGAUUACAAAGAGGGCAGCUAUUGCUGAAACAAGGAAGGCUGGAUGAAGCAGAGGAUGACUUCAAAAAAGUGCUAAAGUCAAAUCCUAGUGAUCAGGAACAGAAGGAAGCCAAUGACCAGCUGUUGAAAUCGGAUGAGAUCCAACGCAUGCGCUCACAAGGAAUCAGUGCGUACAACAUGAAAGAUUACUCUUCUGCUGAAGCCUUUUUUAAUGUUGUGCUAGAUACUUGUGUUUGGGAUGCAGAGAUUCGGGAACAUCGAGCUGAAUGUUACAUCAAUCAAGGGGAACCUGGGAAGGCAAUAAGUGAUCUCAAAGCUGCUUCUAAACUCAAAAGUGAUAACACAGAUGCCUUCUACAAAGUCAGUAAGAUAUAUUAUCAGCUUGGAGACCACGAAAUGUCACUCAGUGAAAUCCGUGAAUGUUUGAAGCUUGACCCUGACCACAAGGAUUGUUUUUCACAUUACAAAAAGGUAAAGAAGCUCAACAAGCAGAUUCAGACUGCUGAGGAACUCAUACAGGAAGGACGGUAUGAAGAUGCAAUCGGCAAAUAUAAAGGUAUUUUAAAAACAGAACCAGACAUCCCAUAUUAUUCUUCACUUGUUCAAGAGCGAAGCUGUCAUUGUUACACCAAAAACCAACAGUCUACCGAAGCUGUUAAAGUUUGUACAGAAUAUCUACAGCUGGAGCCUAAUAAUAUUAAUGCUCUCAAGGAUAGAGCUGAAGCCUAUAUAUUAGAAGAAAUGUAUGAUGAAGCUAUUAAGGACUAUGAGACUGCACAACAGCAUAGCGAAAAUGAUAAACAAAUCAGAGAAGGGUUGGAAAAAGCACAAAGACUUUUGAAGCAGUCUCAGAAAAGGGAUUACUACAAAAUCCUGGGAGUAAAGAGGAAUGCCAAGAAACAGGAAAUCAUAAAGGCUUAUAGAAAGCUGGCACAGCAGUGGCAUCCUGAUAACUUCCAAGUAGAAGAGGAAAAGAAAAAAGCAGAGAAGAAAUUUAUUGACAUAGCAUCUGCCAAAGAAGUCUUAACAGACCCAGAAAAGAGGAGUCGUUUUGAUGCAGGUGAAGAUCCCCUGGACCCUGAGAGUCAACAAGGUGGAGGAAAUCACUUCCACAGAGGUCAAUGGAACCAGUGGCAAGGUUUUAACCCAUUUGGCUCAGGAGGACCUUUCAAUUUCAAAUUCCAUUUCAAUUAGAGACUAACAUACAGAGAUAUAUAGCUUUUUUUUUUUAAAUCAUAUUUGGUUAUAGUUCUUUAAAGACAAACUACCAGGAGUUCUAUUAGAACUGCUGUUAGCUUCAGGACAGUUACAGUAAUGUACUUGAACACAAUGUUUCUGGAUGCAAAAAAAAAAAAAAAGCAAAGAAACUUGUGACUUUUGGAAGAGAGAUUGAAUAACUUCCAACAACUGCAUUGUAUUACAGUAUUUCUUCAAGAAUAACCACUACACCAAAGGUAUUUCCUUUAUUGUUAAAGGGACAGUAUAUUGCAAAGUGCUGGAGAAAACAUUAACGCUCAAUGGACUAAUACUAGAUACCAAAUGUAUUGAUGUGACAGAAGUCAGUGCCAAUAUGUAAACUGUACUUAAAAAAAGAAAUGUUAAUAUAAAUUAAACUAUUUCCCAAAUUA